CGGUGUUGUAAUUGUUUAGCUUUGCAAUCGCAUAAGAAAAAUGGCGGACUUGGCGAGAAGGAGGGAUAGUAGCAUAUGUAGGGAUAUUACCUUACGUAGUGAGAGGGAUAGUUGUGCGAAUGUGUCAUGGAAAACAUCGUUUCAUGGAAGGGUAUGCAUAUUAUUUUGCGUGCUGUUGGUCAAGCCCGGAGACGCUACUACUCAUUGGGUGGUCACAGAGGAUGGAAAAAUUCAACAGCAGGUGGAUUCACCACUCAAUUUGAAGCAUCCCCAUGAUCUUGUUAUUUUCAUGAGGCAAGAAACUCGUGUGAAUUACCUCAAAAAACUGGAGAAGCAGUUGGUUGCUCAGAAAAUUCAUAUAGAGGAAAAUGAAGAUCGGGACACUGGACUGGAACAACGGCAUUACAAGGAGGAUGCAGACUGUGUAACCGCCAAAGUCCCCCUGGGGGACCUAGACCUAUAUGAUGGAACUUACAUCUCCCUUGAGAGCAAAGACAUAAGCCUUGAGGACUAUGUAGAUCAUAGAUCACCUCUGCCACCUGACCUGGAGAAGCCUGACUGUGCGAAGAUCCUUGACCUCCCGUAUAGUAUUCAUGCUUUCCAGCACCUCCGGGGAGUGCAAGAGAAAGCCAACCUGACCUCUCCUUUACUGUCAAAAGAGGACCCCAUUUUUGGAUCUCUGUCCUAUCAUUUGGGGCGUAGCAUGGACGAAGUGGGACACAGAAUAUAUCAGGGCCUUUUACGUAACUCUUCGUCUUGGGUACUGUAUAACAUGGCAUCCUUCUAUUGGCGCAUGAAGAAUGAACCAAGGCAGGCUAUUGAUUGUGUGGUCCGUUCCCUGCAUUUCUCACCAAGGGCCUACAAGGAUAUCGCUCUGGUGAACAUGGCCAAUAUCCUGCACAGAGCCCAUUUCUCUGCAGAUGCUGCUAUCCUUGCCCAUGCUGCUCUGGACCUCACCUCUGAUUUCCUCACCAGUCACUACACCUUGGGCAACAUUUAUGCUAUGCUGGGGGAGUACAACCACUCGGUGCUGUGCUACGAACAGGCCCUACAGGUGCUGCCGGGCUUCGAGCAGGCCCUGAGACGCAAGCAUGCCGUUCUCUGCCAGCAGAAACUGGAGCAAAGACUGGAGGCCCAGCACAGGUCCCUCCAGCGCACACUGAAUGAGCUGAAGGAGUAUCAGAAGCAGCAUGACCACUAUCUCCGUCAGCAGGAGGUGCUGGACAAGCACAAGCUCAUCCAAGAGGAGCAGAUCCUCCGCAACAUCAUCCAUGAGACGCAGAUGGCAAAGGAGGCGCAGCUUGGGAACCACCAAAUGUGUCACCUGGGUCCGCAGCAGCGAAGCCUCUUCUGCCCAUUUGAUCUGCCAGUGCGCUACCAUCGUGGAGACCUGUUUGAGAAUGUACACUACAUCCAGUUUGGCGAGGAGGUGUCUGUGGCGAGCAGCGUGGCCCUGGUGUCAGAGAUGAGCGCCAACGAGAGCCGCAGCCCACAGCCCUACUUCUCCGUGUCCAGCGGAGAGAACCCAGCGUCCCUUUGGGGCCAGGAGGCCGCCUCUGCCACGGCUGGUCUGUCUGUGCUGUGGCCGCGGAGGUCAGACUGCACUCAACAGUACCCCUUGCUGCCCCCAUCUCAUCAGCUGCCCACCUUCUACCUCCCGCCAGAGACCAGGGGCUACGGGCUCCAGAGCGCUCUGUAUGAGACCAGGAGCCCCCCUCUGUCUGCGGAGCUGCCCGACUGUGGCCCCGGCCCCCAGGCCUCCCCACAGGACGCUCUGGCCUCGGCCCUGGAGGGGAAGGACCUACCUGACCAUCAUGCCACACAGAUCUUACUGUCACGCAGUGGUGGGUGGAGCUUGGACCAAACAGGAACACUGAUAGCUCAAGCAAUGGAGAAGAAAAGCGCCCCCCCCUGGCUGGUGCAGAACGAGGCAGGGCUUUUCUGGCGUGCCAAAGGCAACGGGACGCGGGCGCUGCAGUGCAUCCGCAAGGCCCUGAGCACCGCUCCGCCACAGCACCGCGACCUGCCGUUGGUCAAUGCCGCCAGCCUGCUGAUGCACACUGGCCAACCACACCAGGCCCAGCAGCUGCUGCAGGAGGCCCUGCAGCUCAACUCCUCCGAGCCCCACUCAGUGUUGAGCCUGGUCAGUGUGCUCCUGUCCCAGGGCAACGUGACCGGGGCUUUGUCCCUGUUCCGCCGUGCCCUCAGCCUGAAGUCCAGCUGUGCCCAGUGCCACGCCAGCCUGCCCCUGCUGCGCUGCCUGCAAUUCUACCCCUUCCUCUACAACCUCCAGCGCCCACCCUGCACACAGGACUCCGGCUGUGAUGGUGAGGAGGAGCUGGACCAGCCAAUGGAGGACUGGGAAGCCGGCAGCAAUGACCGGCAGGACGGGGCAGAAGGGCGCCCACUGCCCAUGGCUGCUGUGGAGGACUCCCUGCUCUUUGAGAAGGUGGUGCUAGAUAGUAACGGCUCUGGCGAGGCCGGGCAGCAGGAGAAAAAGGGCGGAGGGGAGGGCGUCCCCAGGGAGGGCAAGAGGCCCGGCGAGGAGGAGGACUGGCACCUGAAGGAGGAGCUCAUGGGGGCGUUUGAGGGAGCGCUGGACGUCGGCGGGAAGAGGGGCGACCUGCGGGGCAUCCGUGUGCUGAAGAAUGACCGGGUGAUGGGCGGCCGCACCGGAGGCCCCUGCUUCGGUAACUGUGAGGACGAUGAGGGGGCAGAGUGGAUCACAUUCCAGGUGAAGCGCGUGAGGAAGCCCAAGGCGGAGGCUGCAGACGGCUGGAUACAGGAUGAGGGCUUCCACCAGGGGGAGCCGUCAGCUGCUCACUCCAUCCUGGAGAUUAGUGGACCCACCAUUCCAUCUCCCGGACCCGCUGGCCGCUGGCGUGAUUACACCAGUCUGGGCUGGCCCGGUCCGGAGGAGUGCCAACGCACGCGUCGAGUGGACCUGACCACCGUGGCCAGCACCUGGCUCGCCGUGUCCGCCAAGAACAUCGACAUCACAGAGCACAUCGACUUUGCCACCCCACUUCAAGAACCGGCUGUGGAGCCCGUGUGUAACGCCAACCUGCCCGCCAGCAUGCACACGCUGGACCACCUGGGAGGGGUGGCGAAUCGUGGAGGCAUCCAUUACACCGGGGAGAGUCAGCUUCGUGAGGUGCUGCAGAAUCUUGGCAAAGACAAAUAUCCACCUCAGUCUUUUGAGCAAGUGGGCACCCGCAUAGCCAAAGUCCUUGAGAAGAAUCAGACAUCAUGGGUCCUGUCCAGCAUGGCGGCACUUUACUGGAGGGUUAAAGGUCAGGGAAAGAGGGCCAUUGACUGUCUGCGUCAAGCACUGAACUACGCCCCACACCACAUGAAGGAUGUACCCCUCAUCAGCCUGGCUAACAUCUUCCAGAAUGCUCGGCUUUGGGAAGAUGCCCUGACCGUGGCCCGCAUGGCCGUUGAGAUCGCGCCGCAUUUUGUGGUCAACCAUUUCACCCUUGCUAACGUCUACAUUGCAAUGGAGGAGUUUGAAAAAGCAAUGCACUGGUACGAGUCUACCCUGAAGCUUCAGCCGGAGUUCGCCCCCGCUAAAGAUCGACUCCGCACUAUUCAGUGCUACCUGCUCACCAAGAGGGAGCGGCGUGGCCCGUAAGACUGGACCGCAGGGGACGGAGAGAGGGGCCAAGUGGCCAAACCUAUACUUUCUCUUUCAUGUCUCAUCCAUGGAGAGUCUCAUCCAAACAGUUAGACACAAAUACGCACAAACACUUAAACACACAUACACUACAGAUCCAAAUAAGAAUACAUACGCAGACCUGUUUUUAGAUACCCUUGAGAAAUGAAAUGUUUGAUUUGUUUUAUUCAGAAUUUGUGCUUAAACUCCAUAAUAUCAUAUUGUUUCAAAUGGCUUUUGGGGAAAUUCUUAAGGGCAAAGAGUGUUUGCUCCUCCUCUCUUCUCCUAAUCAACUUAAAUAACUGUUCCAUGUCUUCAGGUUUUCUGAUGUAAGCUCAUCAUUUGCACUGGGUGGUGGAUUGCCCUGUGGACACUUACUGACUUAAGCAGUGUUCAGGCACAACGUGCAGUAAUGUUAUGGCACUCAUAGAGGAGUUCAAAGAUGCAUGGGCUGAAUGUGCAGCCUCCUAUGUCCAGAACAUACUGGCCAUAAAGCUCCAGCCUUGACCUUCAUUAGACAACAUUGUUCUGUCUCAGAAUGCAACCUUUUCCAGGUGCUCAGACUGCUCCUGGUGUGAUCUUGGUCUUUAGGGGUAGGGUGUAGUUACUAGAACCCUUUCAUGUGUGCCAAAUGGGGUGGCGUUCUGGACAGUUGGGCCUCCGAUUCCUCAUUUCCCUCAUUUCCUCCUCUCCAACCAGGCCCUUUGUUCCCAUCCGUGUGAAGACAGGUGCGAGGGAUGUGAAUGUGUAUUCAGGAGUUAGCAGUAUUUUCAAGUCGGCUCCCACCACUCUCUCCCAGGCUGGAGGGCUGGGCUUCUUGCACAAACAUAAAUGCCAUAGUGAGACUUAGUUGGAUUUCCACAGAGGUGCUCGCACCACCCCAUCCCUUGACAUCCCCCAAUCGGUUUAGCAUGGAAAGUUGAAAAAGUGUCUCAGGCAUGACCACAGACCAGCAAGUUAAUUUUAUUAAUUUUAAGAGAUGUAUGUCUGUAUGCCAGUUUCGGCAGUCGCGGUCAUGGUGUAAAAGGGAUGUUUACAAUUUAAGCCCAAAUUAAUAGGGAAGUAAUAAAAUAAUCUGGUUUGAUCAUUUCUGUUAAGAUCAGCACACAAUAUGCAAAUUGUUUUGGAAACUGAAAUGGUUCAUCCUUUGGAGUUGACUCAGAUUUCAGUCUAACUGAUUGCGCUACAUGGAUUCAUGAGCGUGAAAACCACAAUUCUACUGCUGCUGUUGGAACUUGAAAAGGGGUAUUGGUCAUCAUGUUUGCACCCAUUUCAUGAUCAUUCCAUGGGUAUGUGGGACCUAAAAGAGUGAACAUGUGAUGUUGGAAGUGAUGUUCAUGCAUAACGUUAAAGAAAUAAUGUGCUUUUCUGUUUGCUCUUAUUUAAGAAACUGAAAAAAAAAACUAUUGGUUGCUUUAGAUCAUACAAAAAUGACUUAAUUUAAAAUCUGAUUUACAGUGUUGUAUGUAUUUAGACAGUGAAUACCUUUUUUCCAUUGGCUCAAAAAUUCAGUGUAUCCAUUGUCUUUGUACGAACAUCAAAAGCUUGUUGGAAAAUAAAUACCAGGGUUUUUCCAACCCUGUGAGUGGA
Molecule: messenger RNA, 5245 nt
Organism: Alosa alosa (allis shad)
Lineage: Eukaryota; Metazoa; Chordata; Actinopteri; Clupeiformes; Clupeidae
Gene: ttc17
Product: tetratricopeptide repeat domain 17
Exons: 25
Coding region: 41-3634 (1197 amino acids)
Biological process (GO): cilium organization; actin filament polymerization
Cellular component (GO): cytoplasm; actin cytoskeleton
Molecular function (GO): protein binding
Source: RefSeq, a predicted model, not a curated record